Lampris incognitus (smalleye Pacific opah) is the source of this 1300-nucleotide messenger RNA. RefSeq lists its product as uncharacterized. NCBI's taxonomy places the organism in Eukaryota, Metazoa, Chordata, Actinopteri, Lampriformes, Lampridae. The coding region runs from base 153 to 1100 and encodes 315 amino acids. The transcript has 4 exons. The record is from RefSeq and is a predicted model, not a curated record.
CAGGAAAGGAAGCAGAAGUGCACAUGUUUCAGUAAAGCUAGUUUACUGUAAACAUUUGCCAAAAUAUGACAUGCAUGCCUCAUCUGGCCUUCAUAUCAGUGAGUUAAUUUGUUCCUGACCUCGUGGAUGGAUGAUGAUCCCCCAUCCUAACUAUGGAACUAGGGAACAAGACCCUGUGCAUUGUCUGCAAGGAAUCUGGUGGAAGGGACAUAACUGCUGUCACAGCUCCUAAGCUGCUUCACCAAGUAAAACUGUUUGAGGAAUCCGGACUGAUCACCAAUGAUGCGGAUAUCAAUCUUUCACAGAGACUGUCAGCUGUCAAUGCAGAAACUUUACAGGAUGGAUAUAAAAUCCACAAGAGUUGCUAUGAUCGCUAUAAUAACAGCCAUUUCAAUUGUGCGAAGGAUCGUAAACGGAAAAGAGAACUGGACCUUGCAGAUCACCAGACUAUUGGGGCAAACACACGAGCAAAGGCUGGGCCUAGUCUUGCGUUUGGAGCCGAACUUUGCUUCUAUUGUGAAGAGCCAGCCAUUGAGAACCCUCGGAAGAAGGACAAAUCAGAACCAUUGUUAGCUGCUGCGGGAAAAGAAAAGUCAGCAAAACAUGUGAAGGAUUUCACAGACAAUCUAGAGAUGAUGGCCAAAGUCCUGAAUGAUGGCAAAAUACUCAGAUUACUUGAAACUGAUGUUAGAUCACGGGAGUUAUUCUAUCACAGGAAGUGCCACUCAAGAUACCGUAACAGAUACAGUUCAGCGAGCUGCAGGAUAAAGCAAGAAAGAACUUCAUCACAGAACUCCCCAGACAUGAUCCAGUAUGCUGAAUAUAUCGCCAUGGAGGAAGUAGGGAACUUCAUUGAUGACAGCUCAGAAAAUGUUUUUGAUCUUCACAAACUCGAGAAUAUUUAUCUGCAGAAAGUUGAAGAUUUGGGCUUCGACCGGCCCAAAUCUCACUCUACACGAUUUGCUGAGAAACUCUCGAACAGCUGUCUGGACAUAAAUGUAGUGCAGAAAGAGACAGGGGCACAUUACAGGGUUAUUAAGAAGGGUAGUUUGGACAAUGUAAAACAGCCUGCUACAACUCCCUUGUCCCCCUGUCAUUGAAUGGGGUUGGACUACCGAAGGAGAGGAACUCUUCGUCAAGUGGAGCACAGUUUCCACAAGAGAUACAUUGUCUCAAGUAACAGGGGUGUGUAGUUGCAGAUCUAAUAAGUGUACCUCAUGUUCUUGUGCUGGCAGAGGGAUGAAAUGUCUCAUUUAUUGCAAGUGCCUCAGCAAGUGUUUGAAUCCAGUCUGAUGGGAUG